This is a messenger RNA of Blastomyces gilchristii SLH14081, 1338 nucleotides long. RefSeq lists its product as uncharacterized. NCBI's taxonomy places the organism in Eukaryota, Fungi, Ascomycota, Eurotiomycetes, Onygenales, Ajellomycetaceae. Gene Ontology annotation, cellular component: telomerase holoenzyme complex. The transcript is spliced from 3 exons. Gene Ontology annotation, biological process: nuclear-transcribed mRNA catabolic process, nonsense-mediated decay. The coding region runs from base 1 to 1338 and encodes 445 amino acids. Gene Ontology annotation, molecular function: protein binding; telomerase RNA binding; telomeric repeat DNA binding. The record is from RefSeq and is a predicted model, not a curated record.
AUGACUCUGGAGGAGAACCUGAACUUUCUAAAGCAGUGUUGUCACUGGGCCAGGAGUAACUGGAGAAGCAACCUGCGUAGUCUAUUUGUGAAGCGAUAUAUAUGGUGGCAGCACCCAUACAGCACCUAUGCAGUUUUCCUAACAACACUUUCACCGCCUGCAUUGAUAGUUGAUGGGGCGCUGACAGCAUGGGGCAACCGUGACCUUGAAGGGAAAAAGGAUAAUCUGAAGCCGCCAUCAACAGUGUCUGUUCUUGAACUACCAGCCUCUCUUCAACUCAAUUCCAACCCCCCCUCUGAGCAACAACUGAAGGAGGAUGUAGCUUCUCUGUGCUGUCAUGUUACAGAAGCAGAAAGGAAAUGCAUUGAGAUUCAAUAUGACUUGCCAAAUAGCAUUGAGAAGUGCACUGAUGAACAGAUAUCUUCCGCACGCGAUAAGCUCCAAAACUUGCCUGAUGAGCAGCUGAGGUCAGCUCUCCAACGGAUAUGGUUUCAAGAAAUCACCCCAUAUUGUGACUGUUUAAGAAAAAGUGAGAAGCACUUCAAGCAGCUAACAUCUUUUGUUGAUGAGGUCUCGGGGGCCUCAACUCCUUUGAUAGAAAGCACAAGUGACUCUACAGAAAGGCAAGGUUCGAUGGAGAUUCUUGGCGAUCUUUCUAGAUAUGCAUACAGGGUGGCACAUGCUAGAUGUUCAACCAAACCUGAAAUCAACACCUGGAGGGCUCGUUCUGAGCAUUGGUAUAAGAGGAUAGCAGAAGAAUGUCCCGGAACAGGCCGCCUACAACAUCAUCUAAGUAUUCUCAAAAGAGAUGAUGGCCUCUGCAGAUUUUUUCUCCUCAUCAAGUCCUUGCUUUCUGUCCAGCCUUUCCCAAGUGCUACAGCUUCCCUGCAACUUUUCUUCGCGGAAAACCAAUCUUGUGAAGAUGAAGCUACCAUGACUAUGUUUGUGAGAAUCCAUCGCUAUCUCUUUACCGGUGAUCUUGAGAACCUUGAAAAGAAUGAAAGCCAGUUUAUGUCGCGUCUGGGGACAGAUAUUGCGGGGCUUAUGAGAUUAAACAGUGUUCAUAUCACACUGGGUAACAUCGCGUCAGUGAUUGGCUAUGGAUAUUCAACAAAGAGUGAAUUCAAGACCUUUACUGAACUUCCUUGGACUGAAGACACCACAUCUCAUUAUCAGGUGGACCUGGCUAUAUCGCUGAUGUUCUGUACCAGCUCCAUACUUCUUGUACAUGCAGUCGACAAAGGCACACUAGCCUGCGGACACUCAUUGCUGGCAUUUCUCUUCAGCCUCGCGCAAGUUCCAGAAGCAAUGAAAUAUGUUGCUAAGCAAAUCCCUUGA